AUGCCCCUGCCCCUGCCCGUUCCCACCUCCCGCCUCCUCGCCGCCAUCUCCGCUGCUGCGUCCUCAACUGCAGACCUCCGCCGCCUCUCCCACCUCCUCCUCACCUCCUACACCCCACUCCCCCCGCUCCGCUGCCUCAAUACCCUCCUCAUGGCGCUCGCCCGCCACCGCAUGCUCCCGGACAUGGAGUCCUUCGCAUCCCGCAUGCCCGCGCGCAACCUUCGCACGUACACCACCCUUAUCAAUGCCUACUGCCUCGCCGGCGACCUCCCUGCUGCCAAGCGGCAUCUUGCCUCCCUACUCCGCGCUGGUCUUGCGCCGGACUCUCAUGCGUAUACCUCAUUUGUUCUCGGAUAUUGUCGGGCGGGGCUGCUUUCGCACGCCUGCCGGGUGUUCGUGCUAAUGCCGCUCCGAGGAUGUGCACGCACUGUGUUCACGUACACUGCUCUGCUCCAUGGGCUGUGUGGCGCCGGUAUGGUGCGUGAGGCUGUGGCAGUGUUUGCUGGGAUGCGGGCAGACGGGUGCGCCCCUGACACACAUGUGUAUGCCACGAUGGUGCAUGGACUGUGUGGGGCGGGGCGAACUGGAGAGGCAGAGGUUCUUCUCGUGGAGGCAAUGGCUGAGGGUUUUGAGCCAAAUGUGGUCGUCUACAAUGCCCUGAUUGAUGGCUACUGCAAUGCCGGGGACCUGGAGCUCGCGGUUAAGGUUUAUGAGAGGAUGGAUCUUAAGGGCUGCUCAGCAAAUGUGCGAACGUAUACUGAGCUGAUAUGUGGGUUCUGCAAAUCUGGCAAGGUGGACAGAGCCAUGGUGCUGUUCAGCCGGAUGGUCGAGGCUGGUUUGGCUCCAAAUGUGGUGACAUACACGGCCUUAAUUCAGGGGCAGUGCAAUAAUGGGCAGUUGGAAUGUGCUUUUAGGAUGCUCCAAUCGAUGGAGGCCACCGGGCUGGUUCCUAGUGAGUGGACUUGCUCGAUGUUGAUUGAUGCUCUGUGCAAACGUGGAAGGGUUGGGGAAGCUCAGUUGUUUCUUGGGUCUCUUAUACAGAAAGGAUACAGGGUGAAUGAGAUUGUCUACACCAGCUUGAUUGAUGGACUGUGCAAGGCAGGAAAGGUUGAUGCUGCUGACAAGUUAAUGCAGAAAUUGGUUUCACAGGGGUUUGUGCUAGACGCUCACACAUACAGUUCACUAAUUGAUGGAUUAUGCAGGCAAAAGGAGUUGUCACAAGCGAUGUUGGUGUUGGAUGAUAUGAUGGUGAAAGGAGUACAACCCAAUGCUGUCACGUAUACCAUUCUAAUUGAUGAGCUUGUUAGGGAGCUAGGACCUGAAGGUUCAAAGAAGAUACUUAAUAAGAUGAUUGCGGCAGGAAUUAAGCCUGAUGUUUUCACCUACACAAUAUUUGUUCGCUCCUACUGUCAUGAGGGAAGGAUGGAAGGUGCUGAACAUAUGAUGGUUGAAAUGGUUGAUCAGGGCAUUUCCCCUAAUUUAGUGACAUAUAACACUUUGAUUAGUGGGUAUGCAAAUUUAGGACUAGCCAGUCAAGCAUUUUCAGUUUUUAAGCACAUGGUUGCUAGUAGGUGCAAGCCAAAUGAGGUGUCCUACACGGCCCUGCUUAGAUUAUUGGUAAAGAAAAAAUCCUCUAAUAAUAUCCUUGCCAGCUCUGUUGAUAUAUGGAAAAUAGCAGAAAUGGAAUAUCUCCAGGAGCUUCUGGAGGAGGUGGUUAAGCUUCAGUUGCUUUCAGACAUUGAAAUUUACAAUUGUUUUCUUAGGUCUUUAUGCCGAGUUGAUAGAUUGGAGGAAACCAAAAUUUUGCUCGGUGAGAUGCAGAGUGCUAACUUGACCCCUGGCGAGGAUGUAUAUACUUCAAUUAUAGGGUGUUGUUGCAGACUAAAAAUGCCAACAGAAGCUUUGACAUUUCUUGAUUCAAUGAUCAAAAGUGGUUAUUUACCACGUGUAGAAUCGUAUAGGCAUAUUAUUUGUUCUCUUUGUGAGGAGGGAAGUAUUAAGACUGCUAAAAAGGUUUUGGGUGACAUGUUAUUGGAGGAAUACAACUAUGAUGAGAUAGUUUGGAAGAUUCUGGUUGAUGGUCUAUUGCGGAAGGGCAAUGCUGCCGAGUGUUUGAUUCUGCUCUCAGUGAUGGAGGAGCAAGAUUAUCGCCCUGGUGAUGCAUUGUAUGCCAAGCUUACAGAUGGCAAGGCGGUUGUCGUCACAGGAAGAAAGAAGGGUAUUUUAUUUGUCAGGAUUAGGGAUAUCAAUUACCUGCUUGAAGAGAUAUAUACAACACCGAAGUUGAAUUGUUUGUUGAGUUGA
Triticum turgidum subsp. durum (durum wheat) is the source of this 2304-nucleotide messenger RNA. The record is from the annotation of a GenBank genome assembly. Lineage: Eukaryota; Viridiplantae; Streptophyta; Magnoliopsida; Poales; Poaceae.